Vollenhovia emeryi is the source of this 4244-nucleotide messenger RNA. RefSeq names its product bifunctional glutamate/proline--tRNA ligase (gene GluProRS). Bases 120 to 4142 code for a protein of 1340 amino acids. Gene Ontology annotation, molecular function: ATP binding; glutamate-tRNA ligase activity; proline-tRNA ligase activity. The record is from RefSeq and is a predicted model, not a curated record. Gene Ontology annotation, cellular component: aminoacyl-tRNA synthetase multienzyme complex; cytoplasm. NCBI's taxonomy places the organism in Eukaryota, Metazoa, Arthropoda, Insecta, Hymenoptera, Formicidae. Gene Ontology annotation, biological process: prolyl-tRNA aminoacylation; glutamyl-tRNA aminoacylation; translation. The transcript has 14 exons.
CGACAGGCGAGAGAGUCUGACUUUAGACGCUACCGCGUGGAACGUGAUCGCUAACCUUCUUCGUCGGUGCGCGCUGAUACUGGAUCUGUUUCGCUUGGAGCGAACACAGUGCGAGGACAAUGGAUUAUAAGAUCGUCUGUGACCCGGAUCGCCCGCCGCUAGGUGUGCUGAUCGCGGCCGAAGUAAUUAAAUCUGAAAAUAGGAAGAACAUAACAAUAUUGUGGGACAAAACUGGGGCCGGGGGAUCGAAUGUUUGUUUGUACGACAAACAUGGCGCAGUUUUGGCAGAAGAGACGAACCAGAUCAACCGGUACUUGGCAAGGACCGUAAACCCUGCGCUUUACGGCAGUUUGUCACCGCUCGACAGAACGCGUGUCGACUACUGGAUAACUUGUGCCAUGGCGUUGGAAACCUACAAAGAACCCGAAAUGUUGACCCAUCUGGAUAGUGAGUUGCUAUCGCAGACAUGGCUGGUCACUAAAAGAUUGACGUUGGCUGACAUUCACAUAUUUUCCGUUCUACAUAAAGGAGACUUUCUGAAACACGAAAAGAAUUAUUGUAACAUCACUAGAUGGUACAAGCAUAUGCAAUCGCUUCCCGAGUUCAGCAACGCGAUAGCUAUGAUCGCCAAGAAUUGUCCCUCGUUUGCAAACCUGGACGAGAAGUCCAAACACGCAAAGCUGAGGAAACAGGAGGGCAAGUUUAUCGAUCUGCCUGGCGCAGAAAUGGGCAAGGUGGUGGUAAGGUUUCCACCGGAGGCAAGCGGCUACCUGCACAUUGGUCACGCCAAAGCGGCUCUUUUAAAUCAAUAUUACGCCGAGGCUUUUCAGGGACAACUUAUCAUGCGAUUUGACGACACAAAUCCGGCGAAGGAGACCGUAGAAUUUGAGGAAGCUAUACUAGAAGAUUUGAGAUUGCUGCAAAUUAAGCCCGACCGUUUUACGCAUACCUCGGAUUACUUCGAGAUACUGCAAGAAUAUUGCACUGCGCUGAUUAAGAGUGGAAAGGCGUACGUGGAUGGCACACCGGCGAACCUUAUGAAGGAACAACGCGAUGAAAGAUUGAAAUCUGCGUAUCGAGAUAACUCCGUUGGCGAUAAUCUAGCGUUGUGGGAAGAGAUGAGACGUGGCACCGAGGAGGGUCAAAAGCAUUGUGUCAGGGCGAAGAUCGAUUACGAGUCGCUAAACGGAUGCCUGCGCGAUCCAACGAUUUACCGUUGCAAGCCGGAACCUCAUCCGCGUACUGGAAACAAAUACAAGGUGUAUCCGACCUAUGAUUUUGCUUGUCCAAUUGUUGAUUCUAUCGAGGAUGUUACUCACACUCUGCGCACGAUGGAAUAUCAUGAUAGAGAUGUGCAAUUUUAUUGGAUACUCGAUGCUCUGGGGCUGCGUCGCCCGUACAUUUGGGAAUAUUCACGUUUAAACAUGACUAAUACGGUUCUAUCUAAACGGAAGUUAACGUGGUUCGUGAACGAGGGUCUAGUCGAUGGAUGGGACGAUCCACGCUUUCCGACAGUCAGGGGCAUACUGAGACGAGGAAUGACAGUCGAGGGUCUGAAAGAAUUCAUCAUUGCACAAGGUAGUUCCAGGUCGGUGGUCUUCAUGCAGUGGGACAAAAUAUGGGCUUUUAACAAGAAGGUCAUCGAUCCAAUUGCGGUCAGAUACACUGCACUGGAUUACAACGUAAUGGUACCGGUUAAUGUAGUAGAUGCUAAGGAAGAGUGGUUGAACGUACAAAAUCAUCCUAAAGAUUCAUCUAAAGGUACCAAACGAGUGCGAGUAGGCCCUACAGUAUUCAUAGAGAAGGAAGAUGCUGAAAGAUUAGUUGAAGGACAAAAUGCAACCUUUAUUAAUUGGGGUAAUUUAUUGAUAUCAAAAAUAAAUAAAAAGGAUGGCAAUAUAGUGAAUUUGGAAGCACGAUUAAAUCUGGAGGACAAAAAUUACAAAAACACCUUGAAGAUUACAUGGCUGAGCAAAUCAUUAGACAGAUCCGACCCAAAUGCGGAAUCGACGAAUCCGAUAAAAUGCUUUGCUGUUUACUUUAAUCACAUUAUAAGUGCGCAGGUUUUGGGCAAAGAGGAAGAUUUUAAAAACUUUAUCACCAAGGAUACAAGGAAAGAGGUUGAAAUGUUGGGUGAAGUGGAAUUGAAACGUGUGAAGAAGGGAGAGAUAAUUCAAUUGCAGAGGAAAGGAUUCUUUAUUUGUGAUGUUCCGUAUGCCACUACUAGUGCUUAUUCGUCGCAAGAACAGCCUAUUAUAUUGUUUCAUAUACCUGAUGGACAUUCCACAACACCUCACAUGACGCCUGCUGUGCCAUGUAAUCAGAAGGAUUGCAAGCCAGCUGACACAACAGUUGCUGGUACUCAAAGCAAGACAAAGCCAGAGAACAAAGAGACUUUGAAAGCGGAGAAGAUAUCUGAAGAAAUAAAGAAGCAAGGUGACAAAGUGAAAGUCCUUUUAAGCUUGAAAAGUGACUAUAAAAAUGCAACUGGUCAGGAUUGGAAGCCCGGGAACUCGGAGGCAGCACCGAAAAAGGAAAAGCAAACUUCUCCUAAGCCCGGAAAGUCGUCGGAGAAAGACGUUGCGAAAAAUGCGGACAGUAAGGACGCAGAUACAAGCAAAACUGGAACGAGAUUAGGACUGGAAGCGAAGAAGGAGGAGAACUUCGUCGAUUGGUACUCGCAAGUUAUCACGAAGAGCGGGAUGAUUGAAUAUUAUGAUGUGUCGGGAUGCUACAUUCUCCGUCCGUGGAGUUUCGGGAUCUGGAAGAUAGUAAAGAAAUACAUUGACGAAUACAUAACGGAUCUCGGUGUUGAAGAAUGCUACUUCCCGAUCUUCGUUACUCGUAAUGUGUUGGAAAAGGAGAAGGCGCACGUAGCGGACUUUGCGCCGGAAGUCGCGUGGGUGACAAGAUACGGCGAAACUAAUUUGGCGGAGCCCAUAGCUAUACGACCUACCUCGGAGACUGUCAUGUAUCCGGCUUAUGCCAAAUGGCUGAGGUCGGACACCGAGUUACCGCUCAAGCUCAAUCAAUGGAACAACGUUGUGAGAUGGGAAUUUAAAGAUCCCAAACCUUUCCUACGCACGAGAGAAUUUUUAUGGCAGGAGGGUCAUAGCGCGUUUGCCACGAAGGAGGAAGCGGAGGAGGAAGUGCUGACCAUUUUAAACAUGUACGCUAAAGUUUAUGAGGAAUUGCUAGCGGUGCCCGUUAUCAAAGGUCGCAAGACUGAAAAGGAGAAGUUCGCGGGUGGCGAUUAUACCACCACCGUCGAGGCGUUUAUUUCAAUCAACGGUCGCGCGAUACAGGGAGCGACUAGCCACCAUCUGGGACAAAACUUCUCGAAGAUGUUUAACAUCCAGGUAGAAGGUAUCGCGGAUGGAGAUGAAAAGACGUUUGUUUAUCAAAAUUCAUGGGGAUUAACUACACGAACGAUUGGAGUCAUGAUAAUGGUGCACGGAGAUGAUCAAGGUUUAGUGUUACCCCCACAAGUAGCGCCUGUACAAGUCAUUGUGAUUCCUUGUGGGAUAGUCGCAAGCAUGUCUGCGUCAAACAAGAAGGAACUUCUAAAACAAUGCGAUCAGUUCGUCGAAAUAUUGAAAAAACAGAAAGUAAGAGUGCAGAGUGAUUUUAGAAUUAGUCGAUCACCUGGAUGGAAAUUUAACCACUGGGAGCUGAAGGGUGUGCCAAUAAGAAUCGAAUACGGUCCGAGAGAUAUGGAAAAGAGGCAAAUAACACUCGUACGAAGGGAUAACUUCCAGCGAGUAGUUGUCAGCCAGAAUGAAAUAGUUAGUGCGGUAAAUGAAAUGAUGUGCCAGGUGCAAGACGCAUUGCUAUCCAAAGCAAGGGCCAAUUUAAAGGAGCAUAUUAAACAGGUGGACAAUUGGAGUAGAUUCAACCCCGAGCUCAAUGAGAAGAAUUUAUUGUUGUCACCUUUCUGCGGAGAACCGGCGUGUGAGGAUAAAAUUAAAGAAGACAGUACAAGAGAAAGCACGGACAGCGGAGAAUUAAGCAUGGGCGCCAAGAGUCUGUGUAUACCAUUUGAGCAGCCAAAAUUAACGAAGCCACUCGACAAGUUGAAAUGUAUUCACCCCAGUUGCAAAAACAAGCCCAAGUUUUAUACACUUUUCGGCCGUAGCUACUAACGCAUCCGUAAAAGCUGGUUCAUACAUGUAUAAUACGUUUGAAGAAAUUUUACUGUGAGUUUUGUACGUGAGUAAAAUAUAACAUUUGCCACUUCAAAGUUA